UCUGUUCCGAAGAGUUGUUGCACUUACCUUUCUGUCUAUUUUUAUUUUCUCCAGGGUAUAAAGAGUAAGGUUCGAACAAGUUCUGGUAUGUUUCUAACUUCAGAAGAGCAAAAUUUGCCAAUUAUACAGGCUAUCGAAAACCGGAUUGCUAUGUUUUCUCAAAUUCCUGCAGAAAAUGGUGAGCAAAUGCAAGUACUAAGGUAUAAACAAAGUCAGUUUUACAGUGUACAUUCUGAUUACUUCACUAACAUUACUCACAUAAAGAAAGGAGGCCAACGUGUAGCGACGAUGCUAAUGUAUUUAAACGAUGAUGUUGAAGGGGGUGAGACCUACUUUCCAAUGGCCGCAGCUGGUGAAUGCAGUUGUGGAGGAAUGAUGGUUAGGGGGCUUUGUGUGAAGCCAAGCCAAGGGGAUGCACUUCUUUUCUGGAGCUUGGGGCUUAAUGGAAGACUUGAUCCACACAGUUUGCAUGCGGGAUGUCCAGUACUAAGUGGGGAGAAGUGGUCAGCCACAAAAUGGAUGAGGGAAAGUACUUUACGUUGAUUUUUCCUUACAUUUAUGUUUUUCACACUAAAAUAAAUAGCAUGUACGGUGGUCCAACUAACUACUUCUUACCCACAACCUGCUUGAUGAAAAGGAAGCAACGUACGACAUACUUCACACUCGGAAUCGAAUAGAACAACAAAUGCAAUGGUGCAGUCUCUCAAAAUUCAAAUUUCAUACUGUAAAAAAGCGUUUUUGAUACUGUAUGCUGCAUGUUGUAUCGGUAAAGGCUUUCAGGAUAAAUAUUUUGGGUAGAAUAAU
Molecule: messenger RNA, 804 nt
Organism: Musa acuminata AAA Group (dessert banana)
Lineage: Eukaryota; Viridiplantae; Streptophyta; Magnoliopsida; Zingiberales; Musaceae
Product: prolyl 4-hydroxylase 1-like
Exons: 6
Coding region: 88-543 (151 amino acids)
Biological process (GO): peptidyl-proline hydroxylation to 4-hydroxy-L-proline
Cellular component (GO): endoplasmic reticulum
Molecular function (GO): procollagen-proline 4-dioxygenase activity; L-ascorbic acid binding; iron ion binding
Source: RefSeq, a predicted model, not a curated record